AUGGCCAGGCCUCUGGAGCAGGCGGUGGCUGCCAUCGUGUGCACCUUCCAGGAAUAUUCAGGCCGUUGCGGGGACAAGCACAAGCUCUGUCAGGCAGAGCUCAAGGAGCUGCUGCAGAAGGAGCUGCCUACCUGGACCCCGACGGAGCUUCGAGAGUGUGACUACAAUAAAUUCAUGAGUGUGCUGGACGCCAACCAGGACUGCGAGGUGGACUUUGUGGAGUACAUGCGCUCCCUCGCCUGCCUCUGCACCUACUGCCACGAGUAUUUCAAGGGCUGCGCCCCCGACCCUCCCUGCUCCCAGUAGGCCCUGCUUCCCCCAGCCCCGUCCUGUACCCUCCGCAUGGUUACCCUGGGUUGUUGGCCCUGUGCCCGUGAGGCCUGAGUCAUGAGGGGACCUCCUCAGCAUCAUGGCUGUCAUGGCUAGAGACAGAGCAGGCUGCUGCUGCCUCCCGACUGAGGCCGCGGUGGUGGGAGGCGGCCAGCGCUCAGAGCCUGUGUGCACACGGGAGACCACGACAGGGAAAGGCCCACUUAACUCCUA
Canis lupus familiaris (dog) is the source of this 543-nucleotide messenger RNA. It is a transcript of the gene S100A3, whose product is annotated as S100 calcium binding protein A3. The record is from RefSeq and is a predicted model, not a curated record. NCBI's taxonomy places the organism in Eukaryota, Metazoa, Chordata, Mammalia, Carnivora, Canidae. Gene Ontology annotation, cellular component: cytoplasm. The coding region runs from base 1 to 306 and encodes 101 amino acids. Gene Ontology annotation, molecular function: transition metal ion binding. The transcript has 2 exons.